ACCGCCAAAAAUGAGCACAAUAAACUACAAAAUGCACGUUUUGGCGAAAAUCAUAGCGUCGGAAAAUGAUGAGAUGAUCUCUCCAGCAAUCAAAGACUUAAAUAACUAUAAAGUAUCUAUGGAAACUCUCGAAAAACACAAUAUCCCUCUUCUCAUAACCCAAAACUGCCCUUACAACCCAUUUGCCAUGAAUCUCAAGUCAAUGAUUCUUCAGUGGAAAAAUGAGCAACUUCAAGCGGAGCAGCCAAGACUUCUCACAAAACUCGCGGAGCAUCUCGGAUCAAAUCGGCAUUGCUCUCAACUUGUGCUCCAACUCCUCAUAGGUCUUAUGAAUCUGGAAAACAUGGAACUUGUUAGAUCCUCCUGUCGAAUUCUGAGCAAGUUAGAAUUUAAGUUAGAGGAAAUUGAGCGACUUGAAAUUCUGGAAAGAGCAAUGAAAGUUCAGGAGCAAGUAGAAGAAGCCAGUGAGUUGGUGAUGAAGAUUUUGGAGCAGCUUGAGCAAGAAGAUUCCGGAAUUUUUGUGGAAGAUGAGGAGGAUGAGGGGGGUGAAAAUCCAAUUGUGAUGGAAAUUUGCAUGCUUUAUCUGGCAGAAUGUCUGAAAACGGAAGACAAUUUAAAGAUCACCAGCGCAAUCACCUUGCUCGGCACCCUUGCUCCAUCAUUAGCUUUAUACCGAAAAUACAAUAUUCAAUAUUUGAUCUACCAGCAUGGCAUCAAAUGUGCUCUCGAGCUAUGGGAUAUGCUCGAACACACGGAGCAUCUGGAAAUGGCUCAGGAGAAGCUGGAGGCCUUCAAAAAAUUUAUAACGGAAAGUUAUAACCAGUCACCGGUGACAGGUACUACGGUAGCUGUGCUCACGGAGCAUUUGAAGGAAGACGAGGAGUUUGUGGUUCGGAGCACACUGGAGUUCUUCCUGAAAAUGCCGAUUUCGUUGGAGCAAUUUGAGCAAAACCGGUCAGAAUUUGUCAUUCGCGAGCUUGAAGAAUCUGAUCUCGCAGUUCUAGUUAUCAGGAAAAUUGAAGAAUUAAGAAACAGUAAAAAAUUUGAUUUCAAAUAA
Messenger RNA from Caenorhabditis elegans, 1057 nucleotides. It is a transcript of the gene C27C7.7, whose product is annotated as RING-type E3 ubiquitin transferase. Lineage: Eukaryota; Metazoa; Nematoda; Chromadorea; Rhabditida; Rhabditidae. The transcript has 4 exons. The record is from RefSeq and is marked reviewed. The coding region runs from base 11 to 1057 and encodes 348 amino acids.